AGACCUGUUUCUCUCCCAUGGUCUACUUUGAUUGCUCUACUGCUGGAAUUGGCUCCAAUGGCGUUGAAUGUCAGAAGAGCUGCAACACUCUGGACAUGGCCUGUAUCCAUACAGGGUGUGUGUCAGGAUGCAUGUGCCCCUCUGGCCUGGUGUCGGAUGGCAAGGGGGGCUGCAUCUUGGAGAGCAGCUGUCCCUGUGUCUACAAUGGAAACACCUAUACACCUGGGGAGACACUGUCAGUGGACUGCAACCAAUGCAAAUGCACCAACCGGAGGUUUGAGUGUACCAAAAAUGUGUGCGAUGAAGUCUGUAGUAUAUAUGGUGAUGGACAUUACUCCACUUUUGACGAGAAGAAGUUUGACUUCAGUGGACAGUGUGAAUACACUCUCAUCGAGGACUACUGUGACGAAUCAAGUGGAACGUUUCGAGUCAUCACAGAGAAUGUACCCUGUGGAUCCACAGGGACAACCUGCUCCAGGGCUAUCAAGAUCUUCAUGGGGGCAAAUGAGUUCCAGUUGAUGGAUGGAAAAUACUCUAUGGUUAAAGGCAAUGGUACUGAGUUCCCGAUCCAGGUGCGCAAGAUGGGCCUUUACAUGGUCGUGGUUCUGAAGCAGGGACUGGUGCUUAUGUGGGACCAGAAGACCAGCCUCUUUAUCCGAUUGAGCGCAACAUACCAGGGUCAAGUGUGUGGUCUAUGUGGAAACUAUGACGGCAACAGCAAGAAUGAUUUUACCACACGUUCUGGCGAGAAUGUGGUUGAUACUCUGGACUUUGGCAACAGCUGGAAGGUGUCAGGCACCUGUCCAGAUGCUGAGCUGGCCAGUGACCCCUGUUCUGCCAAUCCUUAUCGCGAAGCCUGGUCCAAAAAGCAGUGCAGCAUCAUCAACAGUAUUACUUUCAAGAAUUGUCACUCAAAGGUGGACCCUGGUCCUUUCUAUCAAGCCUGUGUCACAGACUCCUGCGCUUGUGACACUGGUGGUGAUUGCGAGUGCUUCUGCACAGCCGUGGCCGCAUAUGCAAAAGCCUGCUCUGAAGCCAGCGCAUGUGUCAGAUGGAGAACCCCAAAGAUCUGUCCUGUGUUUUGUGACUACUACAACUAUCCCAGUGGCUGUGAGUGGCACUACAAGCCAUGUGGCGCUCCCUGCAUGAAGACCUGCAGGAACCCAACUGGGAACUGCUCCAAUCUCAUCACCGCCCUAGAAGGUUGCUACCCAAAUUGUCCACCGACCAGUCCAUUCUUUGACGAGGACAACAUGAAGUGUGUUUCCAUUGACCAUUGUGGUUGCUACGAUGUACAAGGCAAUCACUAUGCUGAUGGGGCUGUAGUCCCAUCACAGAACUGUUAUGUCUGCUCAUGUACUAAUUCUGGAAUAAGCUGCAUAUAUGAUGUCAACACUUGCAAAUGUUUAGUCAACGGUAAAUUCUACCCAUAUGGGGCGGCAAUUUACAAUACCACUGAUGGACUAGGGCAUUGUAUCACCGCCACAUGUGCGGCAAAUGAUACAAUAGUCAGAGGAUUGUAUCCAUGUGUAACCACAACCACUCCGGAGCCAUCCACAACACCUCUUAUCACAACCACUGUGGCCAGCACAAUCACCGAGAUCUUCACAACACCAGGCCCAUUCACAAUCUUCACAUUUUCAACACCUGAACCAUCAACUUCCAGACCGACCGAAACUACAAAACAGAAAGAAAAUACAACUGCACCAACAACAGUUGAAACCUCAACAGUGGAAAACAUCAAUCCAACAACUGCUGCUACAACAGCUGUAGUAGAAACCACUACCUCAGUGCCACAGCCCUCAACAACUAGCCCUGAAACAACAGUUGUAACUUCAACACCAACUGUUGAGACGGUGACAACAGUGACUACAGUGACUACAUCAGUAACAACAGAAGGUACUACAGAAAAACCCACUGAAACUUCAACCUCCGGGGUUUCAACAGCUGCGACUGUAUCAACAACAAAGCCACUUAAAGAAGAAACCACUGGCACAACAACUGCUGCUACAACAGCUGUAGUUGAAACCACUACCUCAGUGCCACAGCCCUCAACAACUAGCCCUGAAACAACAGUUGUAACUUCAACACCAACCGUUGAGACAGUGACAACAGUGACCACAGUGACUACAACAGAAGGUACUACAGCCAAACCCACUGAAACUUCGACAUCCGAGGUUUCAACAGCUGCGACUGUAUCAACAACAAAGCCACUUAAAGAAGAAACCACUGGCACAACAACUGCUGCUACAACACCUGUAGUUGAAACCACUACCUCAGUGCCACAGCCCUCAACAACUAGCCCUGAAACAACAGUUGCAACUUCAACAUCAACCGUUGAGACGGAGACAACAGUGACUACAUCAGUAACAACAGAAGGUACUACAGAAAAACCCACUGAAAUCACAAAAUCAGAGGUAACAACUGCUGCGACUGUAUCAUCAACACAGCCACCUGCAGCUAGCCCUCAAACAACUAAAGAGGCAAUAGAAUCACUAACAAAGACUCUACCGCCUGCUGCAAGUUUUCCCCCAAUAAUUACUACAGCACUUCCUGAAACAAGCUUCACAACAAGCAUAACAACGGUUGAAACAAUUCAAACAGGGACUACCGCAACUUCGUAUGUCCCUACUACAGAGCUUUUAGUACAUAAAACUACUACCGGUAUUCCUUCAACUACGUCAUGCAAAUGUAUUGUCAAUGGAACAGAGUAUCUUCCAGGCCAAAUGCUGUACAACCGGGAUGACGGUUUGAAGUUUUGUUACAUAGCCCAUUGUGGACAGUCUUGUAACAUUACCACAUCUGUGCUGCCAUGUUCGACAACUGAACUGCCAACCACCACUGCCGCCAGCUCUACCACACCAGGGGUCAGCUCUAAAGAAACCCUGCCUACUCCUACUUCAGUUUCCACCCCUGCUACAACACUUGGACACUGUGUAUAUCUGAGUGAGAAGAAAGAGAAUGGGGAGACAUGGACUGCUGACAACUGCACCACGGCCUCCUGCAUCAAUGGCCAGAUCGUUCAGAACUCUGUUCCCUGUCCAUCUGUUGAGAUGCCCCACUGUUUAAAUAACAACACGGCUAUUCAGGUUACAGAUGAAAGUGGAUGCUGUAAUCACUACGUAUGUCCAUGUCAGUGUACCAGCUGGAAGAAAACUUCCUAUAUAACAUUUGAUGGAGAAAGGUACAAAUUUAACCAGAACUGCUCCUAUUACGCAAUGAAAGAGAUCAUUCCAAAAUACAACCUGACUGUUAUAGUAAACAAUAGAUAUUGUUUGAAAGAGGACCCCACAUUCUGCCCCCAAGCGCUCAUUGUAAACUACAAGCAGUACACGAUUGUCCUGACAUCAGAAAAUAAUGGAUUUAGCGAUAUGGUGCUUUUGAAUGACAAACGCAUCUUCCCUGCGUAUACCAACAACGACUUGCAAAUCACUGGUACCAAUAUGAUCAUAACAUUGCUAAUACCAGCUCUCGAUGCUAAGAUCGUCUAUGGUGUCACAAAUGGAGAAUCGUACUUCUUUAUCGAUUUAUCCCCAACACUCUUUAGCGGGACCACAGAGGGACUAUGUGGUACGUGCGACAACUCAAUAGCCAAUGACUGCCGCGGGCCAAACGGACAGUUGGAGGAGUGCACCGAUUCCGCUGGCAAAUGGCUUGUUCCUGACACACCCUGUGAAACAUCCACUGCCCCGCCCACUGUGUCCACUUCAACCAGAACACCAGGCACCAGCCCAACACCAGGCAUCAGCCCAAAACCAGGCACCAGCCCAACACCAGGCACCAGCCCAACACCAGGCACCAGCCCAACACCAGGCACCAGCCCAACACCAGGCACCAGCCCAACACCAGGCACCAGCCCAACACCAGGCACCAGCCCAACACCAGGCACCAGCCCAACUCCAUGCCAGACCACAGCCUGUGACAUCCUGAACAGCAGUGUGUUUUCCCCAUGCCACUUGCAUGUGUCCCCUAAUCCAUUCAUGGAGACCUGUGAGUCAACCGUCUGCAAUGGGGAAAAUGUGUGCAUGAUCUUUGCGGUCUACGCAAGAAAGUGUGCCCAAGCCGGAGUCUGCAUCGACUGGAGGAAUGCCACAAAUGGCCAAUGCGACCAAGAUUGUCCUAGCCACAUGGUGUACAACGCAUGUGGCCCACCUGUGGUGCCUACAUGCAACUCCAAGUAUAAUGAAAUGUACAAUUCUGAGAUACAAAUACAGAACGGAACAUCACUCCAGGAGGGCUGUUACUGUGCACCCGGCACAACACGAUUCAACACAGCCUACGAUGUCUGUGUGACGUCCUGCGACUGUGUUGGACCUAACGGCAUGCCAAAGGAGCUGGGUGAGAGUUGGACAAGCGAUUGCAAUAACUGCCGCUGCGACAAUGAAACCAUUAGCGUCCAGUGUACUCCUGUGUCCUGCGUGGCAGAGCCCAGCCCCGACUGUAGCGACCCCGGCUAUAAAUCUGUUAACAAAACAGUUGACUGCUGCUUCAAGGAGACAUGUGAGUGCGAUACCAGUCGGUGUCCUGCCGUAUCACCUUGCCCCAUAGGAUUUGAAACCAACGUCACGAAGACCAAUGGAGAUUGCUGCAUAGACUAUUCCUGCGUUCCGAAAGAAGUGUGUGUCAACAGCAGUGUGGAGUACUCACCUGGGUCAAAGGUUCCGUCCUCAGAUCCCUGUGACGAGUGUUCCUGUAGCAACAAUAUGGAUGCACAGACAGGACUUUUCUCCGUUGUGUGUACACCUGUCAGAUGUAACAAAACCUGUGAAGCGGGUUACGAGUACCAGGCUGUUAAAAACAUGUGCUGUGGCAAAUGUGUCCAGAAGAGCUGUAUCAUGACCUAUAACAACACCAAGUAUAUCACACAGAAUGAGACGUGGUCGCCCCCUGGUGACAGCUGUAUUGAAUACACCUGUGAUUUAUCCACAACACCUCCUACCGCCAUCGAGUCCAAAACCAGCUGUGCCCAAUACAACCCAGAGGAUUGUGUGCCUGGCACCGAGACAACAGACUCUAAAGGAUGCUGCAAGACAUGCCAACUGCGCAGUGUGUGUGAGAUGAAGACCGAGGUGACCGUUAUUGAGAUUGACGGAUGUAAAAACCUGGAACCUGUCCAAAUGUCCUUCUGCUCAGGAACCUGUGGAAGUUCAUCCAAAUUCUCCGCAGCUGCAAACAAGAUGAUGCACAAGUGUGCAUGUUGCAAGGAGCUGACCACCAGUGUGAAGGAGGUGCAGUUGACGUGUGGCGACGGCUCCACCCGUACACAACAAUACACCAGCGUGGACUCGUGCAGCUGCGAGGACUCCGCCUGCGCGACGCAAGGGAAGAGACGCCGCAGACGCUAACGCAAACGAACAGCCAUCGGCGCGAUCCCGAAUAUACGCCCCAUUAAUUUUCCUCAUUUUACUGUAAUGAAACCAAUUGCUAGAAUGAAACAAAUACUUGUACUAGGUGUCAUUUGUUGUGACAUAUUUUCCCACAUAUUUGUAUUGACAUCUACUUUAGACGAGAUGUUUUGUUUUGUCACUACAAUCAAAUAUAAUUUUCUGCAACCAUAAAACUGAAUUGUUUUUUCUGCUCACAAUUUCUCAUGAGCCAAGUAAAUGCUUGGUGAACAGAACUCAGUACAAAGACACAUUUUCACUCAUAUUUAUGAUCCAGUCAUAUUGAGAAACAAAAGCAAAAGAAAAUCCACUCGAGGAAGAAGGUCAGAGAUUUUCAGAUCACGACUUCAUUAACCAACACGCAAGCUCAGAGUCCCAUAAAUAUAUCAAAUAUAAUAGUGUUUAGUCUUUGCUAAGCUAUUGGGUGUCACUGUUCAUAAGAUUUAUAUUUGGAAGUAGUUCAAUUCAAGAGGUCCAAAAUCCUUCCGGCAACAUGGUCGAACAAUUUGUUGAAGGCAAAGGUCUGUGGCUCAUAACUUAAAGAUCCAAUACAAUUACUGAAUCGGCAAAAUAACAAUGGUGUAUAAAUAGACACUCACUUUUCAACAAACGCUUUACCCUGACAUGGCACAUGUUGACAAGGCUCCAGUAAUAUUUAUUUCCGAGAUUUGCAACCCACUGGGAAUCUUUUCUGAAAAAUAUAGAUCUUUAAAGCGAAACACACGCAAAAAACGAUGCAAGUUGGCAAAAAAAAAAACGUUGGCAGGCAACAUU
Molecule: messenger RNA, 6158 nt
Organism: Gadus morhua (Atlantic cod)
Lineage: Eukaryota; Metazoa; Chordata; Actinopteri; Gadiformes; Gadidae
Product: mucin-2
Exons: 31
Coding region: 18-5345 (1775 amino acids)
Cellular component (GO): extracellular matrix
Molecular function (GO): protein binding
Source: RefSeq, a predicted model, not a curated record